AUGUUAGAAGAAGCUUUUAUAAAAAAUGAAAUUUCACCUGGUAUUUGUGAUAUACCUAAAGGCAUUUUAAAAGUUAAGUAUGAGAAUUGUAUUGUUGAUUUGGGUAAUGAAUUAACACCAACACAAGUUAAAGAUGUACCAACUGUUACUUAUGAUGGUGAUUCUUCAACUUAUUAUACACUUGUAAUGACAGAUCCCGAUGCACCAUCAAGAGGUGAACCAACUCUUGGGGAAGUUAAACAUUGGUUAAUUAUGAAUAUUCCUGGUAAUAAUAUAAAUGAUGGUGAAAUAAUUGCUGAUUAUAGAGGAAGUGGUCCUCCAAAAGGAACUUCUCUUCAUCGUUAUAUAUUUCUUUUAUAUAAACAAAAACAAAAAAUAAAUACUAGUAAUGAAAUUAAAGCUCCAAGUACCUCCAGAGAUGGUAGAUUAAAAUGGAAUGUUAAAGAAUUUUCCAAGAAAUAUGAUCUUGAAGGACCUAUAUAUGGAAACUUUUAUCAAGCACAAUAUGAUGAUUAUGUUCCAAUAUUACAAGCACAAACAAAAUAA
Strongyloides ratti is the source of this 546-nucleotide messenger RNA. Its product is annotated as Phosphatidylethanolamine-binding protein 1. Lineage: Eukaryota; Metazoa; Nematoda; Chromadorea; Rhabditida; Strongyloididae. The coding region runs from base 1 to 546 and encodes 181 amino acids. The transcript has 2 exons. The record is from RefSeq and is a predicted model, not a curated record.